This is a messenger RNA of Verticillium dahliae VdLs.17, 522 nucleotides long. RefSeq lists its product as uncharacterized. The record is from RefSeq and is a predicted model, not a curated record. The transcript has 5 exons. The coding region runs from base 1 to 522 and encodes 173 amino acids. Lineage: Eukaryota; Fungi; Ascomycota; Sordariomycetes; Glomerellales; Plectosphaerellaceae.
AUGACAGUCUCGGAAGACCAGUUAACCCACGAGGAGGUGUGGGAUGAUUCGGCCCUCAUCGACUCCUGGAAUGAAGCUUUGGACGAAUACAAGGCACGUCAGAACCGCGCUUUGGUCCCCUCGACCAACAGGAGCGACCGGCCCCCACAGCCGCGCGCGUCUACCACCUCGAAUCAGAAACGCGGAAAGGCGAUCAGCCAGCUGAGGCAGAUCUGCCACCCGGUGGCGUGGAAGAACCCCAUAAAGUCAGUCAAGUCCUGGCCCCGUGGUAUCCGCAACCCUGCGGGCAUCCUGUUGAGGCCACUGAGGGUCACCCCUGGAACUGCGCCCCCAACAGCACUCGUGUCGGAGUCGAGGGACACUCCAGGAGAUGCGACGGCAGUGGCAUCCCCACAGGUGCUGCUUGGAACAGUGCAAGAUGAGGGUCUCAAGAAACUUCUUAUGUCGUGGUACUACGCGGGGUACUACACAGGGCUGUAUGAGGGGCAGCAGCAGCAGCGUACACAGCCGAGCGCACCGUGA